Molecule: messenger RNA, 3561 nt
Organism: Pipistrellus nathusii (Nathusius's pipistrelle)
Lineage: Eukaryota; Metazoa; Chordata; Mammalia; Chiroptera; Vespertilionidae
Source: the annotation of a GenBank genome assembly
AUGAACAGAGACGUCCCAGAGGCGCCCCGCACGGGUGGAGACCUGGUGCCCCAGCACCGCACUCGCCGCUGCCUGUCUGCGGUUGAAUCCAGAGAGCAGCUGGAGGAAGAGGAGGAGGAGGAGGAGGAGGAGGAGGAGGAGGAGGGGAAAAGGGAGGCGAGAGAUGGCUUCCAUGCAGUAGCGCUCCGAAGAUCGGGGGCUUUUCGUGCCCAUCACCACAGCUAUGACCCCCUCAAAAGACACAGCUGGGGGCCGGACGGGGAGCACCAGGAUCCUCUGAGCAGGAGCAAACUGCAGGCACCGGGAUGCGCCGGGGCCCAGGAGGCUGCCUCACUGCAGAGCCAAGAGGACCUGGGCACGUUUCUGGGACCGCAGCGCCAAGGUGGCCCGCCUUCCAGCGUGGCCCAGGGUUCCUGCCGUCCACCUGCUGGCCCUUCGGACCCCUCAGCCACCGGCAUGCUUUCCAAGUCUGUUUCCAUGAGUGGCAUCAACUGCUUCUCCGGCAGCUCAGGCCCCGCUGGAAAUCUAUCCCAGUCCUCUGCUGCUAACUUCAGCCAAAGCUGCAGCCAUCUGGAACGGGGUUCCAACACCUGGGUUGGCUCCUCCCUGCGGCGAACCUUCAGCUUCCUCUUGGGCAUGACGGGCAAGGCCAAGGCCCGGGAGAAGGAGAAGAUGAAGGAAGCCAAGGAUGCCCGCUACACCAAUGGGCACCUCUUCACCACCAUCUCCGUCUCGGGCAUGACCAUGUGCUACGCCUGCAACAAGAGCAUCACGGCCAAGGAGGCCCUCAUCUGCCCGACCUGCAAUGUGACUAUCCACAACCGCUGUAAAGACACCCUGGCCAACUGUACCAAGGUCAAGCAGAAGCAACAGAAGGCCGCGCUGCUGAAGAACAACACUGCCUUGCAGUCCGUGUCCCUCCGCAGUAAGGCCACCACGCGGGAGCGGCCGAGCUCCGCCAUCUACCCCUCCGACAGCUUCCGGCAGUCCCUGCUGGGCUCCCGCCGCGGCCGCUCCUCCUUGUCCUUGGCCAAGAGCGUGUCCACCACCAACAUCGCUGGACACUUCAACGAGGAGUCCCCGCUGGGCCUGCGCCGGAUCCUCUCCCAGUCCACCGACUCCCUCAACGUGCGGAACCGGACCCUGUCCGUGGAGUCCCUCAUCGACGAAGGGGCAGAGGUCAUCUACAAUGAGCUGAUGAGUGACUUCGAGAUGGACGAGAAGGACUUUGCGGCCGAUUCCUGGAGCCUGGCUGUGGACAGCAGCUUCCUGCAGCAGCAUAAAAAGGAGGUGAUGAAGCAGCAGGAUGUCAUCUAUGAGCUCAUCCGGACGGAGCUGCACCACGUGCGGACGCUGAAGAUCAUGACCCGCCUCUUCCGCACGGGGAUGCUGGAGGAGCUGCAGCUGGAGCCAGCCGCGGUGCAGGGGCUGUUCCCCUGCGUGGACGAGCUCAGCGACAUCCACACGCGCUUCCUCAGCCAGCUGCUGGAGCGCCGGCGGCAGGCCCUGUGCCCGGGCAGCACCCGCAACUUCAUCAUCCCUCGCCUGGGGGACCUGCUCAUCAGCCAGUUCUCCGGUCCCAGCGCCGAGCAGAUGCGCAAGACCUACUCGGAGUUCUGUAGCCGCCACACCAAGGCCUUAAAGCUCUACAAGGAGCUGUAUGCCCGGGACAAGCGCUUCCAGCAGUUCAUCCGGAAGGUGACCCGCCUGGCCGUGCUGAAGCGGCACGGGGUGCAGGAGUGCAUCCUGCUGGUGACCCAGCGCAUCACCAAGUACCCGGUGCUCAUCAGCCGGAUCCUGCAGCAUUCCCACGGGAUGGAGGAGGAGCACAAGGACCUGACCACGGCGCUGGGGAUGGUGAAGGAGCUACUGUCCAACGUGGACCAGGACGUGCACGAGCUGGAGAAGGGGGCUCGCCUGCAGGAGAUCUACAGCCGCAUGGACCCCCGGGUCCAGACGCCGGUGCCCGGCAAGGGCCCCUUCGGCCGGGAGGAGCUCCUGCGGCGCAAGCUCAUCCACGACGGCUGCCUGCUCUGGAAGAACACCAACACCGGCCGCUUCAAAGAUGUGCUGAUGCUGCUGAUGACGGACGUGCUAGUGUUUCUGCAAGAGAAGGACCAGAAGUACGUCUUUCCUACGCUGCAGGACAAGUCCGCGGUGAUCUCACUGCAGAAGCUCAUCGUCCGGGACAUUGCCAACCAGGAGAAAGGGAUGUUUCUGAUCAGCUCGAACACGCCCCCGGAGAUGUAUGAGGUCCACACGGCAUCCCGGGACGAUCGGAACACCUGGAUCCGUGUCAUUCAGCAGAGUGUGGGCAUAUGCCCAUCCAGCGAGGACUUCCCCCUGAUUGAGACAGAGGAUGAGGCUUACCUGCGGCGAAUCAAGACGGAGCUGCAGCAGAAGGACCGGGCGCUGGUGGAGCUGCUGCAGGAGAAGGUCGGGCUAUUUGCCGAGAUGACCCACUUCCAGGUGGAAGAGAACGGCAGCUGUGGGGUGCCCCUGCCCACCCUGCCCAGGGGCCUUUUCCGCUCCGAGUCCCUCGAGUCCCCUCGUGGCGAGCGGCUGCUGCAGGAUGCCAUCCGUGAGGUGGAGGGCCUGAAAGACCUGCUGGUGGGGCCCGGCGUGGAGCUGCUCGCGCCCCGGGAGCCAGGCCUGCCCCCGGAAGCAGACAGCGGCGGGAACACGAGUCCUGGAGUCACCGCCAAUGGUGAGGCCAGAACCUUCAAUGGCGCGAUCGAGCUCUGCAGAGCCGACUCGGACUCCAGCCAGAAGGAUCGAAAUGGAAAUCAGCUGAGAUCUCCCCAGGAGGAAGCGCUGCAGCGACUGGUCAAUCUGUAUGGACUUCUGCAUGGCCUGCAGGCGGCCGUGGCCCAGCAGGACACGCUGAUGGAAGCCCGCGUCCCCGAGGGCCCGGAGCGGCGGGAGAAGCUGACCCGAGCCAGCUCGCGGGACGGGGAGGCCGGCCGCGCGGGGGCCGCCCCGGGGGCGCCCGAGAAGCAGGCCUCGGAGCUGGCGCUGCUGCAGCGGCAGCACUCGCUGCUGCAGGAGGAGCUGCGGCGCUGCAGGCGCCUCGGAGAGGAGCGGGCGGCCGAGGCCGGCAGCCUGGAGGCCCGGCUGCGGGAGAGCGAGCAGGCGCGGGCGCUGCUGGAGCGGGAGGCGGAGGAGGCGCGCAGGCAGCUGGCUGCCCUGGGCCAGGCCGACCCCGCCCCCCAGGAGGCCGCCUGGGCCCGCCGGCCCCUGGACCCUCGGCGCCGGAGCCUGCCCGCAGGCGACGCCCUGUACCUGAGCUUCAGCCCCCCGCAGACCAGUCGAGGCCAUGACUGCCUGGAUUUGCCUGUGUCUGUCCGCUCUGUCCACCGACCCUUUGAGGACCGAGAGGGGCAGGAGCUGGGCAGCCCCGAGGAGCGGCUACAGGACAGUAGCGACCCUGACACGGGCAGCGAGGAGGAAGGGAGCAGCCGCCUGUCUCCGCCCCACAGUCCUCGAGAUUUCACCAGGAUGCAGGACAUACCCGAGGAGACGGAGAGCCGCGAUGAGGAGCUGGUAGCUCCGGAGAGCUAA